AUGACUUUGAUGAAGUUUCCUCUCAUGGGGCUGCUUUUUCUCCUAACCAUCGUUGUCUCUCCGGCAACAGCCGAUGGGCCUGUCUGCCCGCCAACGUCCAAAUUAAGCCGGGCAAGUUUCCCUGAAGGAUUUUUAUUUGGCACUGCUACUGCGGCAUAUCAGGUUGAAGGUGCAGUGAAUGAGACUUGUCGUGGACCAGCCUUAUGGGAUAUCUACUGUAAGAGAUAUCCAGGGAGAUGUAAUAACGAUAAUGGCGAUGUGGCCGUUGAUUUCUUCCAUCGUUAUAAGGAAGAUAUUCAACUGAUGAAGAAUUUGAACACAGACGCAUUCAGGCUCUCUAUCGCGUGGCCAAGAAUAUUCCCUCAUGGGAGAAAGGAGAAAGGAGUGAGCCAAGCUGGUGUGCAAUUCUACCACGACCUCAUCGACGAGCUCCUAAGAAAUGGUAUUAUUCCGUUCGUGACUGUUUUCCACUGGGACACGCCACAAGAUCUAGAAGACGAAUAUGGCGGUUUUUUAAGCGAAAAGAUUGUGAAGGAUUUCCGGGAGUAUGCAGAUUUUGUUUUCCAAGAAUACGGUGGAAAAGUGAAACACUGGAUCACAUUCAAUGAGCCAUGGGUUUUCGCUCAUGCCGGUUAUGACGUAGGCAAGAAAGCACCAGGACGUUGCUCUACUUACGUUAAUCCUGAGUGCCAAGACGGACGAUCAGGCUAUGAAGCUUAUCUCGUUAGUCAUAACCUCCUCAACUCUCACGCAGAAGCCGUUGAAGCUUUCAGAAAAUGCCAAAAGUGUAAAGGUGGGAAGAUCGGGAUCGCACAUAGUCCAGCUUGGUUCGAACCACAUGACUUUGAUGAUUCACAAGAUGGUGCAUCCAUUGACCGUGCACUUGACUUUAUGAUGGGAUGGCAUUUAGAUACUACUACAUUUGGAGAUUAUCCACAAAAAAUGAAAGAAAUUGUUGGACACAGAUUGCCUAAAUUUACUGAUGUGCAAAAAGCAAAAUUGAAAGGUUCGACUGAUUUCGUAGGACUCAACUACUACACGUCGGUGUUUUCAAACCAUAUGGAGAAGCCAGAUUAUUCCAAACCAAGAUGGAUGCAAGAUUCUCUUAUAUCAUGGGAAACUAAGAAUGCACAAAACUACAGCAUUGGUAGCAGGCCCUUUACCGCUGCAUUGGAGGUUUACUCCAGAGGCUUCAGAAGUCUUUUGAAAUACAUCAAGGAUAAAUAUGCAAACCCAGAAAUUAUGAUUAUGGAAAAUGGAUAUGGAGAAAAACUUGGUGACACAGAUUCGGUUAAAAAUGGUACUGCUGAUCAUAAUAGAAAAUACUACCUCCAAAGGCAUCUGUUGAGUAUGCAAGAAGCUAUUUGCAUCGACAAAGUAAAUGUUACAGGAUACUUUGUAUGGUCAUUGUUGGAUAACUUCGAGUGGCAAGAUGGUUACAAGAACAGAUUUGGACUCUAUUACAUUGAUUUCAAAAAUAACCUCACACGUCAUGAGAAAGAAUCCGGAAAGUAUUAUAAACAAUUUCUAAGUGAAGGGACCCGUCCUUCCACGAUCAAGAGAGAUGAGCUUUGAGCUAUAUAUUUGGAGAGGUUGGUUUGGUUUCAAUGUUUGUUUCUUAUGUUUUAGUUUGUGAUUGACCAAG
Molecule: messenger RNA, 1645 nt
Organism: Eruca vesicaria subsp. sativa (arugula)
Lineage: Eukaryota; Viridiplantae; Streptophyta; Magnoliopsida; Brassicales; Brassicaceae
Source: the annotation of a GenBank genome assembly